UCGGGUCACCAGGCCGGUAGCAGCGCUCUGAAAGCCACCAGACGGCGUCUGAGCAUCCUAAUGCCCCUGUUUGGCCCGAUAGAGUCGAAAGAGAAACAAACAACACAGGGCGGAAAUACCUACAUUGAACUGCCUGACGUGCGCACUGAGAACGCAGAAACUGCGCGAAAUGUCGAGGAAAUUGGUGCGUUCUGUGACCUCCUCAGUCCUCCCUGA
Messenger RNA from Dibothriocephalus latus, 216 nucleotides. The record is from the annotation of a GenBank genome assembly. NCBI's taxonomy places the organism in Eukaryota, Metazoa, Platyhelminthes, Cestoda, Diphyllobothriidea, Diphyllobothriidae.